Aethina tumida (small hive beetle) is the source of this 1241-nucleotide messenger RNA. Its product is annotated as C1GALT1-specific chaperone 1-like protein. The transcript is spliced from 3 exons. NCBI's taxonomy places the organism in Eukaryota, Metazoa, Arthropoda, Insecta, Coleoptera, Nitidulidae. Bases 68 to 1180 code for a protein of 370 amino acids. The record is from RefSeq and is a predicted model, not a curated record. Gene Ontology annotation, molecular function: N-acetylgalactosaminide beta-1,3-galactosyltransferase activity.
AUAUCUGACAACAAAUAUUUUUGAAUUCAGUCAUACUUACUAUAUUUUACACAAUAAUGUAACUGUAAUGUAUCUAUAUUAUCGUUUGUUACUGUUUAUAUUCGGUUUCGCAGUAGGUUUGUACUUAGCGAAAAUAGUAUGCAACGAUUUCAACGCAUUUAAACGUGGAAAUAGAAAUAUUAAACCAUUCACCAAUGAAGCUUACAACAAUUGGUUCAACAAACAACAAUUAAACAAACGAUACAUAAAUUGGGACCAAAUUCGAUAUGGAAACGCAUCAGUUACAUUAGAAUCAAACUACUUAUAUGAGAAAGUUCCAAUUUUAUGCCUGAUAUUGGUGAAAUCAGAGAAAAAUGCACAGGCAGCCAAAAACACAUGGGCUAAAAGUUGUAACCAAGUGGAAUUGGUUAAACUACCAGAAUCCAGGAAACCUCAAAUAAAACGCAACAAGAAGCAAUCUUCAUGGGUUUUGUUGUGUGAGAAGAUGUUCACAGUAACAAACUACAAAUGGGUUUUAAUUGUUAAUGAUUAUACAUUUUCAAUACUUGAGAACCUGAGAUAUUUCCUGGCACCUUUGAAUUCUGACCAGGAUUAUUAUUUAGGGCACACUGUAACAUUCUGGGGCCAUGACUACAAUCUAGGUCAAGCUGGUUAUGUUUUGAGCAAUGGUGCACUUAAAAAGCUUAUUAACAAAUUGAAUAACUCCCAGGAUUGUUCCAAAGAUCUGACCUUCUGGAACAGGGAGGAUUUUUACUUGGGAAAACAUUUAGGUCAAAUAAACAUUCAUCCAAUUGAUACUCGAGAUGAAGGAGGAUUUUCUACAUUCCACCCAUACAAUUGGUACCAUGCAUUUUAUCCAGGGGAGGGACAUUAUAAAUUAAGCAAGUAUCCACACAUCUGUUGCAGCAAUAAGUCUGUUACUUUUCAGGCUAUUGAAGGGGAUAAAAUGUAUACUUAUUACUAUUUAUUCUACACUUUGCAAUUAUUCAUCAAUGGCAAAUAUGGCAAUAAACCUUUACCAAAGGAAUCUACAUAUGAGGUUUGGAAGUCUUUUCUUAAAGAGAGAAACAUACCCAGUGAUAAUAUUAGUCCGGAGAUGUAUUAUAAGGUUUGGGAGGAUCUUAUUGAUGACCCAAAUUCUUUUGCUAAAAACAUGAAAAGAGAAGAGUCUGAAUUGUAAAAUGGUUGCUAUUUUUAUACCAAUGUUUAUAUUUUUCCACUAAUAAAUUUUUUUAAUCGUU